This is a messenger RNA of Rotaria sordida, 3021 nucleotides long. The record is from the annotation of a GenBank genome assembly. Lineage: Eukaryota; Metazoa; Rotifera; Eurotatoria; Philodinida; Philodinidae.
AUGAUACCAGGAUUAGUAUCCCGUUCAUAUGAAAUUCCAAAUGAAAUGCCAACUACUAUGAUUCGAUCAUCAUGUAGCAAUUUUCCUAUAUGGAUUCGACAGCGAUCAAAAAUUGUGGAAACAUUAGUACCACAAAUAGAUAAAUGUUCCAAUUUAAUGGAAAUAUCAUUUGGAUAUUUGACAUCAAUAGCAGCUUAUUGUUGGAGUAAAAAUAUUCAAAAUGAUUCAUUAUUAGAAUGGAAGACAGAUAUUCGUGAGAAAUAUCUUGCGAUUAAAUACAAAUCUAAAUUUACAGUUGAAUUAAGACUUAAUCAAAAUUGUUUGGAUAAAUAUUUUCUAAUGUCAACCGAAAACAUUAGAACUUACACGAUGAUUUUACCUCUCAAAGCAGUUCCACGUUGUUAUUGUAUUAUUCAAGCUAAAAAUCGUUCAUAUACUCAAAGAACGCUUGAUUUUGGAAUAGUAGAUGGAUCAUGUUUAGUAAUCAGUUCAGCUAUAUGCUUAAAAUUUCAUGAAUACAAUUCAUUAAUAUCCUGCGCUGAGUUUUUGAUUAAUGUCUUAAGAUUAGAUUGUCAUCAAGGAUGUUUUAAUUGUACUCAAAUGCUAACUCCGAAAUUGCAAUUUGAUCACAUUUUAUCAGAUUUUUGGUCAAGUUAUGCAUUUCAAAUGUUAUUAACAUUAGGUGAUCGAAUUAAACAUCAAAUAACAAUAGUUACUCUUCGUAAAAUUAUUCAAUUAUCAAAUUCAUCCAAAGGUCAACAAUAUCCAAAUCAUAAAUGUUAUUUGAAAUUAAUGGCUAUUUAUUUUCGAGCUCGAUUUAAUCGUUUCUUUGAUAUAAAUCAAGAAUUUGAUAAUAUUCAAGCAAUACCAUCAAAUAUUAUUUUAGAUAAAUGGGAAUAUGUACCUCGAAUUUAUUUAACACCUUAUGGUACAUAUCCUUUACCAGUCAAACCUAUGCGAGGAAAUCGAAUUUUACGUGAACAAAAUCUUUUUGGAUCUGGUAAACAUUUUUGUCGUGUUAUCAUUCGAGAUAUUGAUCUUGGACAACCUCAAAUUGAUUUUAUACAAAUCAAUGAAAAAUGGAUUAACGAUUUAAUAUUAGGAAAGACGAAUAUUAUAGUUGGUGAUCAAACAUUUGAAUUUUUACUCUGUUCGAAUAGUCAAUUACGUGAUCGAAGCUUUUGGUUUUAUGCUCCUUAUAAUGGACGUCGAGCAAAACAUAUACGACAAUGGAUGGGUGAUUUUUCAUCCGAAAAGUGUAUUGGAAGACGUAUUGCACGGAUGGCAUUAUCAUUAACUGGCACAACGGCUACUAUAAAAGCGAUGAUGUGUUAUAAUCCUGAGGUGAUUGAAAAUAAUUAUAUGCCAUGUGUAAUACAAGCACGAUUGAAUGGUAUCAAAGGAGUAUUUGUAGUAGCUCCUGACUUAAGUAAUAAAGGUAUAUUAAUUCAAUAUCGCCCGAGUCAAUAUAAAUUUAAGGUGGAUCAUCAUGUAUUGGAAAUUGUUAAAUAUUCGAGUUCUGGAAUGGCAUUUUUAAAUCGACAGGUGAUUGUAUUGCUUGAAAAUAUGAAAGUAGAAAAACAUAUUUUUGUGAAAUUACAAAAUAAAGCACGGUUAAAAAUAUCCAUGUCAUUAUUAGCUAAUAAAUCAGCUCAACAUACACUUGAACAACAUGUUCGAUCUUAUGAUUGGGAACGCAUGUAUCAUUCCGGUGUACAAUUAACUCAAGAACCAUUUGUGCGUUCCUUAUUACUUUUAUUGGCUAAAGAAAGAUUAAAACGACUAAAAGAAAAAUCACACAUUCAAAUUUCACUUUCUGAUGGACGAAUGUUACUAGGUGUUGUUGAUGAAACAAAUUCUCUUCAAUACGGUCAAAUAUUUAUUCAACUUCAUGAUCUAAAUGGUCAAAGUCAAAUAAUUAAAAAUCGAAAAGUCUUAAUUACAAAAAAUCCUGCACAUUUCCCAGGUGAUAUACGGAAAUUAGACGCUGUUGAUUGUCCAACUCUUCAUCAUCUAUAUGAAUGUGUAGUUUUUCCAGCUCAAGGACAACGUCCUCAUCCAAAUGAAAUCAGUGGUAGUGAUCUAGACGGCGAUGAAUAUUGGGUAUGUUGGAAUGAAGAUCUCGUCAACAAUGCUAUAUUACAAUAUUCACCAGCUACAUUCGAUUCAGUCGGGAAAAUGAAACAUAAUGGUGAAAUAACUAUGAUGGAAAUCGCUGAUUUUCUUUUCAAAUAUUUGAGUUCAGAUUCAUUAGGAGCUUUGUCUAAUCGACAUUUAGCUUGUUGUACAUUAUAUGGACCUAGUCAUGAAAAUUCAUGUCGUUUAGCUCAAAUUAUUUCUGAAGCAGUCGAUUUUCCAAAAACUGGUAUACUUCCAAAACAACCACGAGACAUAAAUAUUGAUAAAUAUCCUGAUUUUAUGGAAAAUAAAUAUAAACAUUCAUUUGAAUCCCAUUCAAGUAUUGGAAUUAUGUAUAGACAAGUCAAAGAAGUAUGGGAAAUUCAUUCAACAUAUCAAGAUAAAUUAUAUGAUCAAAAGAUAAAUAUUAAUGAAGACUUUUUAAUUCAAGGUUAUGAGACAUAUAUUCAUGAGGCUGAAAAUGAAUAUCAAUAUUAUACUUCAAGAAUUAAUACAAUUUUAUUGACUUAUAAUCUAGAAAAUGAAUAUGAACUAAUAACAGGAUGUCAUUCAUGUAUUGAAGAAGAAAAGAAAAAUAAUGAUUCAGUUGAAACGGCAUUAUUAGAAUUUCGAUAUCUUGUUCAAGAAAUGAGAACUAGAUUUGCAAAUGAUAAAUUAGAUGAUGCAGCACAACUCCGUAAAGCUAGUGCAUGGUAUUAUAUUGCAUAUAAAUCAGGAACUAUACUAAGUUUUGGCUGGAUUAUGAAUCGUUUGAUGAGUGAUAUUAUCAAACAAAAACAGAUACCUCAAGAAGAACAUCAAGCGUUGAAACGUAUUGCACUCGUUAAAUCUUCUACGGAUUGGCAUUCAUCUGUAAAGCGUAAAAUAAAUCUUGCCAACUAA